GCACGCAAGAAUGGCGGCGUUCAAAUACAAGUGUUGUGUUGGUGAUUGUGAUGCAACAAGCUCCAAUUAUAGACUUUUUUGCAUGCCCUUAAAUGUUAAUUUAAGGAAACUAUGGCUAUCGCUAUUGGUUCCGACCAACCCUAAUUUACUCGGACUAACCGAGAACCAGCUGUUAAAAAAACGUGUCUGUGAAAGACAUUUUGACGAGACUCAAUUCGAUAAAUCUGGCGUUAGAACCCGCUAUUCAUAUCCAUGUCUUUUUACGGAAAUGGAAAUUGCUCAUGGCAUACCUCUUGCUAAGGGUUGGAAUUUUAUGGAUGACCAUAGUUACUGUCAGGGCUAUGAACAAGAAUCUGAUAAUUCAAUUGGUGAACCAAUUACAAUGACAGGUAAUAUUUUCGACAUGCAUAGGUAUUCACUCCCAUCAACCAGCUAUUCAAAAGAAGUUAUAGCACAACAUCAGGAAAUAGAUGUAUCCUCUGGUAUGGUUUCUGUGACUGAGAAAAAUGAACACAAAGUUUCCAAGCCUCAAAUGAGCACAGGAAAGUCACUAUGUUUUAAUAAGGAAAUUCGCAAUUAUGUUAAAAAAUGUAAAAAAAUUGCUGUAGAUAAUCAGAAGAAGACAAAUAGUCAGAUUCUACAAAGUGCACAAAAACAAACUGAAAAUCAUUUGUUUAUGAAAAAUUUUUAUAAACUUAAUAACAAAGCCCAAGCAUUCUUGUUAUUGCAAUUAAAACUUGCAACGAAAAACAAAAUGGCAAGAAGAUUUAGUUUAGAAGACAAAUUAUUUGCCCUUGCUCUGAUGAAGCAAAGUCCAAAAGGAUAUAAAUUACUGGAAAAGAUGUUUGCUUUGCCUAAUAAGAGGACACUAGUUCGAAUCUCAAAUACUAUUGAUUUGGAAUGUGGUAUUAAUGAAAAUAUUUUUGAAUAUAUAAAGAAAACCACAAAAGACUGGACAAUUAGUAAAAAGCUUUGCUCAAUAGUUUUUGACGAGGUGGCACUGACACCACGUCUUACAUAUAAUGAAAGCAAGGACAAAAUUAUUGGCUUUGUUGAAAUAGCAGGAGAAAGAAAGCCAAAGUUAGCUGACCAUGCUUUGGUUUUCAUGAUCAGAGGCAUCUGCUCUUGA
Messenger RNA from Melitaea cinxia (Glanville fritillary), 1129 nucleotides. RefSeq lists its product as uncharacterized. Lineage: Eukaryota; Metazoa; Arthropoda; Insecta; Lepidoptera; Nymphalidae. The transcript has 5 exons. The record is from RefSeq and is a predicted model, not a curated record. Bases 11 to 1129 code for a protein of 372 amino acids.